This is a messenger RNA of Hermetia illucens (black soldier fly), 2566 nucleotides long. Its product is annotated as transmembrane protein 145-like. The coding region runs from base 130 to 2487 and encodes 785 amino acids. Gene Ontology annotation, biological process: G protein-coupled receptor signaling pathway; response to pheromone. The transcript is spliced from 6 exons. NCBI's taxonomy places the organism in Eukaryota, Metazoa, Arthropoda, Insecta, Diptera, Stratiomyidae. The record is from RefSeq and is a predicted model, not a curated record.
CCACUCAGGUGAACAGAGAAUCGAUUAAAAAUGUAUGAAAAUUUCCACCUCAACUCGCGUCCAAUUUGAAUAAAGUGAAAGUAAUUUUCGAAAGACACCGCGGUAAAUCCCCUUUUAUGCUGUCGCAUUAUGAUCUUCUCAACAGUGACGUUGUGUGUGUACAUAGCACUUUAUAAUAUUUCAAACUUUUGUGUUGUCUCAAAAUAUCUCGAAGGACAUCUGAAAACUUUAGAGGACUGGGCUUUUGUUGCACGAUUCUGCUUCCUUUCAGGCAAAGGACGAUAUGAAUAUCAUAUUGAGUUCGAGCGAAGAUACGGUGAACCGCAAUUGUUACUCUACUAUGACGACGACACUCAGUGGCCGGCAAUUUACAAGACGGGAAAGACCUGCCUGCAAAAGUUGUCAGUCCUAAGUAUACGAGAUAAUCAAAUAGUGACUCUAUCUGCCCGCAGUCCGUACAAUGCUCUUUCCGGAUGUACAUUAAGGACUUCAAAGGAAGAGACAGGACCCUCUGAUGACAGGAACGCAAAGCCUACUCGACCGGAGGUGAAAGCUCGCACUACAUCAAAACCCAAUGAUGACUCUGCCAACAAGGAUGAUGAAUGGAACUACACAUACUACGGGCAAUUUCUCAAAACAACGCCUCCAUCGUCCGAAUCUCAAGGAUCAGGAUCGGGACCGACGUCGACUUUUUCACCACUCGAGAAAUCAACGCACUUCGACUAUGAUUUCAAUGUCACCUCCUUCAAUGAUACCAUCGAGUCCUUUAAUUUAUCUUCCGUGGCGUACGUUCCCGUGGGACUGGAUGUCGGGCUGGAGAAUGAAGCGGAGAAUAACACUCGCUACAUGGAAUACGUUGAGGAAUUAUUCACAGCUAACGGAGCCACUUAUGGUGUUUCGGACAAUGAAUCAGAGGCAUACAACAGAGUGAAGCGAGCCCACUGGAAGUCAGAGAAUCCUGGAACACUAUAUGUAAGCUGCCGAAGUAGCGGAGGAUUCAUCACAGCCCGCGAACGAUGGUGGUACAUUGCAAUAGCGAAUUGUGGAAGCAAAAAGGGAAUUGAUGUGAAGUACAGGUUUCGAAUGACAAAUGGUCCACCCGGCGACUUCUGGCAUGAACAUUUUUCCGCUGACGAAAUGUACAUUCCACCGAUACUCCUGGCUGAAAGUAUUUGCUACACGUUCCUGAUGCUGGCCAUUUUUAUAUGUGCGAUUGAAUUGAAAGCGCGACACCUAUUUCACUGCACCUAUCGGCUCUUUACAGCCAGCGCGUCAUUACAGUACAUUGGCGUGUUAUUCUCCGGGGUUGCCUGGGCAAAGUAUGCACUGACCGGACUCGGACCACAUGCUAUCUUCGGGACAUUACUUCAAGGCGCAUCAGAAAUUUCCUUCCUGGCUCUACUACUUCUCAUGGCCAAAGGAUACACAAUUACUCGUGCCAGGCUCUCUACUUGUUCCACAAUCAAAUUGAUGACUUUCAUCAACGUCUACGUGAUUGUCUAUAUCGCGCUAUUCAUCUUUCGAGAGGAAGUCUUCGAUCCAGGGGAAGUCCUGAACCUGUAUGAAUCGCCAGCAGGAUUGGCUAUAUCUGGACUAAGAUGUGGAGCGUGGGGUGCAUUUCUUGUAUCGACAGCAACGACAGCUAAGAAAUUCCCAGAGAAAUCGAACUUUUACUACCCAUUUGGCAUCUUAGGGUCACUAUGGAUCCUGGGAGGUCCGAUAUUAGUUUUCAUCGGAAUAUCGUUUUUCGAUGCAUGGGUACGGGAGAGUGUUAUGUGUGCUGUAUUUGCAAUGCUAUCUUUAUGCGGUCAUUCGUCAUUCCUCUGGCUUACGUGGCCGUCACGUGCCAACAUCAGCUUUCCGUACCAUGUCCGAACAAACCAUGUGGGAGUUAUGUCUACAGAAGACGAUGGCGCCGAUUAUCCCAGACAUAUCUAUGAACCUGCGAUGGAAGAUCAAAACAUCAUUGUACCUUUAUCACGUCGAACAGAGGAGCUUCUGAACGGAGUAUACAAUCAAUAUUUAUGUGAAAGGGAUUAUUAUAACACCGCAACAACCCCUCACAGUCACGCAUCUUUUCCGACUGCACCCCCUCAAGACACAACAUCCCCACAACAACCAAAUCCACAAAGUUCUCAGCUUACACCUCAGAAUCAACAGAGCACAUCUUUAUCACCUGAAAACGAUGCUGCUAAGCAAUUAUAUAACACACGAGGAGAUGAUACACCUUCAUCUGAACACCAAGCAGAUUCAGGACAUUCUUCGUUCGACACUCAAAGCACUUUAAAUAAAACCGAGACUCCACCGAAGGAGGCAGAUUCUAACAGCCAACGGAAUAAAUUUGAAUUGAAAAAUAAUCCCUUUCUGAUAAAUGGCGUCAAAAGUCAGCCCAACAAGAUUAUCCUAGAUCCCAUCAAUCCGCCUGUCAAGAGUAGUCCUGGAGACGUUCCCAGGCACCUUUUCGCCGCACGGAAAUCAUCUGAGUAACUUCAGUCUUACUAGAGCUAUUUAGAUUGUGAAUCUUUUUUAAAAUGUUACUAAUUGCAAUAAAUACAUUAGGGAUGAA